UGACUUACACGUUUUCUUCUUGUAACCUCAGGUGUACCCAGUGUUUCUUAACUUCCCCCUUUUAAAAAUGACAACGUUAAUCCUCCUCCUCCUUCGUUCAGUGCUUCACAUCCCAGCUGCUACCUUUGUGCUUUAAAUUUUGUCCUAAUUUGUAUUGGUAACAAGUACAUUUAGUUCUCAUAUUUGUAUGUUGUGUAUAUAUUUUUGGUCCUGAAGAAGAGACUGCCGAGAGCUAGUAAGACUGAAUGAAUGGGCGUCUCCACAGACGGCCAGGCUGAGUGUGAACUGGCACAGUUUGCAUGCAGUGUGGCUCUGGGUAUAAAAGCUUCUGAGAUGUUGAUGCCUCUGACCUAGUCACUCUCCUCCUACAAAUGUCUUAAGGAAAUCAUCUCAGAUGUGGGCAAAGUUUUUCUGGAAAGCGGAUGUUCUUUGUAGCCAAAUUUAUAUGAAGAUUAGAAACACUGUGAGGUCCAUCAGCUAGGGGUGGACAGCAGAGGGAACAGGGCAGCACCAGGAGGGCGCAGCAGCCACAGCAGGGGCGCCGGCAUCUGGCAGGAUCCAGGUUAAGGAUGCAGCAGAACCUUCCAGGCGAGAGAGUGGCUGGAGAACUCCAAGGCAAUUCUGUCCAUGACCGGUUUCUUGAAUUGGUAAAGUCAGAUACUAGCAGGUUUAUUGAGGAUGCCCGCAAGUAUAUUCAGGACAGAAUGAGCACAGAGCAGCUGCUACAACUGCUGACUGACGCUGAAGCCUGGGAGAGAUUUGUGACUGCUGCUGAACUGUCCAGGCCUGAGGCAGAUGAGCUCCGUGAAGCUCUGUACAAUCUUGCAAGAUACAUGGUGGUGAAGGACAAAAAUUGGCGUGAUAAAGAUCAGCAGCACAGGGAGUGGUUUUUGAAAGAGUUUCCUCAGUUGAAAAAGAGGCUUGAGGAACACAUAAGCAGGGUCCGUGUUCUUGCAGACGGGGUUCAGCAGGUCCACAGAGGCACUACCGUCGCCAGUGUGGUGGCCAGCUCUUUCGGUGCAAUGUCUUUCUUCUUGAAUCUUCUCAGCCUGGGUCUGGCACCCGUGACAGACGGACUCAGCCUUGGGUUGUCAGAAUUUGCAACGGGGCUGGGACUUGCAGCUGCUGGGACUGGGAUUAUCAGCGAUGUCGUGGAAUAUGCAAAGAAAGGGCAGGCAAUAGCCGAAAGCCGAGGUCUGAUCAAAAGCAGCAACGCUGAUAUGCUAAAGAUGGCCAAGGAGUUCAUGGGUGGGAACGCACCCAACCUUCUUUCCAUACCUAACAAUUCUUACAAACUCAUAGAAAGCAUUGGAAAGCACAUCCGUGCCAUCAGACGAGCCAGAGCCAACUUUCGAUGGGCGCCAUCUGCCCCUCCCCCCGAGGUCAUUGGGCGACCCUCAGUUCAAGUCGACGAACUGGCGGAGAGAGUUGCCGAAAGGCCGGCCCUGGCACUGAGCAGAGGAACCAAGAUUGUGGGUAUGGCCAGCGGAGUCAUCUUGCUUGUGCUGGAUGUGGUCAACCUCGCGUAUGGGACAAAGCACUUGCUUGAGGGGGCGGAGUCAGAGUUAGCUGAGGAGCUAAAUAAGCUGGCUGGGGAGCUGGAGGAGAAGCUGAACAUGCUCACCAAGUGCUAUGAGUUUCUGCAGGCGGACCCACAACAGUGACCCCAGAGCAGGCACAGGCCAGCACAAGAUGCAAACUCUUUUUCUUUUCUUUUUUUUUUUUUUUUUGAGAUGAAGUCUCACUGUGUCACCUAAGCUGGAGUGCAGUGGCGUGACCUUGGCUCACUGCAGCGUCCUUCUUGGUU
Messenger RNA from Sapajus apella (tufted capuchin), 1807 nucleotides. RefSeq names its product apolipoprotein L2-like. Bases 570 to 1664 code for a protein of 364 amino acids. Gene Ontology annotation, biological process: lipid transport; lipoprotein metabolic process. Gene Ontology annotation, cellular component: membrane; extracellular region. The record is from RefSeq and is a predicted model, not a curated record. Gene Ontology annotation, molecular function: lipid binding. Lineage: Eukaryota; Metazoa; Chordata; Mammalia; Primates; Cebidae. The transcript has 4 exons.